CAUGAAUAUUAUUGAAGAGACGACGCCAACGUACCAGUGUUUAGCUAGGGACUAGCCGACUAGGGUUUAACCAUUUUUGUGUGCUUCACUCUCUGUAACUCGGGCCACUGUAGAUGACGAAGUUCAGGAAGCUCGGAAGACCGACGGGUCACCGUAUGUCCAUGCUCAGAACAAUGGUUUCGCAGCUGGUGAAGCACGAGCGCAUCGAAACCACUGUUGCCAAGGCAAAGGAGAUUAGGCGGCUGGCUGAUAAUAUGGUGCAGCUUGGCAAAGAGGGUUCCCUUUGUGCUGCAAGGCGCGCAGCUGCCUUUGUACGAGGAGAUGAUGUCAUUCACAAGCUAUUUACUGAACUAGCUUAUCGUUACAAGGAUAGAGCUGGUGGUUACACAAGAUUGCUUCGAACUCGCAUACGAGUUGGUGAUGCUGCACCGAUGGCCUAUAUUGAGUUUGUUGAUAGAGAAAACGAGCUUAGACAGUCAAAGCCACCUACUCCUCAACCUUCACAAAGAGCUCCAUUGGACCCGUGGACAAGAUCCCGGCUUACCAGGAACUUUGCACCCCCUAAAGAGGAAAAGGGCUCUGAGCCCGAGUUGUCAGAAUGACCAUUUCGACCAUCAUUUGAAGAUUUUGUUCUCCAUUUUCUCCUAACAUGCAACCUCAGUUUUUCCUACAUUUUUGCCACAAACAGAGUUCUCAGUUCCUCAAUUUCAUGCACCAGCAGCAAAGCUACCGAAGGCAUUGCUUUCUUUCAAACACGCGUCAAUGUGUUCUUUCUCUUGUUCAUGCUGGUGUCCAUUAGUGAAACUGAUGUACAAAAUGAAGGGUCUCGAAAAUUUUCAAUUCAUAUAGACCAUGUCAGCAUGUAAACUCUUUUCUUACAAUAAUGUUGUGGUGGUAUGGUGCAGAAGUCUUGGUGAUUGAAAAAUACACAUUGGUCUUA
Tripterygium wilfordii is the source of this 940-nucleotide messenger RNA. RefSeq names its product 50S ribosomal protein L17-like. The transcript has 6 exons. Gene Ontology annotation, molecular function: structural constituent of ribosome. The coding region runs from base 114 to 602 and encodes 162 amino acids. NCBI's taxonomy places the organism in Eukaryota, Viridiplantae, Streptophyta, Magnoliopsida, Celastrales, Celastraceae. Gene Ontology annotation, cellular component: ribosome; large ribosomal subunit. Gene Ontology annotation, biological process: translation. The record is from RefSeq and is a predicted model, not a curated record.